AAUAAAAGAAGAAAAUUGGUUAGUUAUAGGUUAUGUUUUUCUUAUACAGACAUUAAAAAUAUUUAAAAUAAAAUGUUUUUGAUUAAUAUACGCUUUAAUACAAUUUUUAGAAAAAUAAAUGAGAGUACUUGUUUAGCCGUAUCAAGAAAUUUUAAUAAAAGAUCCUGUUCGCAAUUUAAUCAAAAAACUGAAGUAAAUUAUGAUGAAAUUACUAACGGAAAUAAAGAAGCAGAGCAUAAACUAAAAGUAUUAAUGUUAGAAGCGGAAGUAAUGCGUCAAGAAGGAAAAGCAGUACCCGACCAUGACUUUCUUAAAGCUGCACAUUGGAAAGAAGUACUCAGUUUACCUUCAAGAUCUUCGAGGCAAAAAUAUCUAGAACAUUUAUUCAAAGUUUCUAAAAAGAAAGAAAAUAUAAAGGCGAAAAAAGAGGAAAAACGGAUUGCUUACGAAAAUUUUCUAAACGAGAAACAGCAACAACCCAAAGCGGAAGAAACACUCGAAGAAUUCGCCUUAAAAUAUGAUCUACAGCACAAUAACAUGUUUUUAAGAUUUUAUGAAACAACAAUGAACCAAAUGUAUAAUAAUAGGUUGAUACAAGCAUUACAAUUCGGACAAAAACUGGUAGUAGAUUGUGGAUACGACAUUAAUAUGACUAGAAGAGAAAAUAUUAAUUGUGCUAAGCAACUUAUGUUGUUGUUCGCAGAAAAUAGGAUGCAUGAUGAUCCUUUCGACGUACACUACUGUAACGCAAAUAAAGAAAGCACUUUAAUAAAAGCCUUCCACAAAUAUAUUCCGACAAUGUACGAGCCUUGGUUCCCUUUAAACAUCCACGAAUGCAGUUAUUUAGAUAUGUACCCCAAAAAUCAAUUAGUAUAUCUAACCCCCCAUUGUAGAGAAGAAGUCCAAGAAUUCGACCAUGAUGCUAUUUACAUUAUCGGUGCUAUAGUAGAUAAAAUGAACCAAGAACCGUUGUCUUUAGCCAAAGCGAAACGAGAAGGUUUAAAAAUGGCAAAAUUACCUUUGGAUAGGUAUUUGCAUUGGGGCGCUGGUUCCGGUAAAAGCCUUACUUUAAAUCAAAUGAUCGCAAUCUUAUUGGACCAAAAACUAAGCGAAAAUUGGGAGUUUUCCUUAAGACACGUCCCUAGGCGAAAGUUAAUGGAAUCUAGUGGAUAUGGGGAUUCAAAUAGAAACAAAGAAAUAAAAAAAUGGACGCCAUCUCAUAAAGUUGAUUUUGAUAAAUUAGGAUAUAACAGAAUGAAAAAAAAUGUUAACAUUCAUAAUAUUUUUAAUGAAUAAAUGGAAAAUCUAUUUAAAAAA
This is a messenger RNA of Diorhabda carinulata, 1317 nucleotides long. It is a transcript of the gene rswl, whose product is annotated as mitochondrial ribonuclease P protein 1 homolog. Bases 73 to 1296 code for a protein of 407 amino acids. Lineage: Eukaryota; Metazoa; Arthropoda; Insecta; Coleoptera; Chrysomelidae. The record is from RefSeq and is a predicted model, not a curated record. The transcript is spliced from 5 exons. Gene Ontology annotation, biological process: positive regulation of mitochondrial translation; mitochondrial tRNA 5'-end processing. Gene Ontology annotation, cellular component: mitochondrion; nucleus; nucleoplasm. Gene Ontology annotation, molecular function: tRNA binding.